UCUUACUGGAUAACCAACCCCCCGCUGUUCCGGUUCGCUCCGCUCCUCUCAUGGCGGACGGUCCGGGCCGUGCGGGUCGCGGAGCCAAGCUGGGCGAGCUGCCAUUAGCGCAGCUGGAAGAGCUACUGUCCAGUGCGAAGACGGGCCGCGACGAGGACGAGGAAGACGCAGAGCCGAGCGCUGCACGGACGCCGAAGCCGCGGACGCCGAAGCAGCGCCAGGGAACGAGGACGAAGCGGCCGGCCUCGCCAGGGUCCACUGCGAGGAAGAAGAGCAGCAAGAUGGAGGAUGAGGAGUGGAUUGCCACGCAGCCACAUGACGUGUCGAACGCUGGAGAUGAGGUAGUCGACGGCCCUUUCUGGGAAGUUUAUCGAUUGCAGACGAGCAAAGAAGAGUUCUUUCAGUCCCAAGAGUGCUGCACCGGCUUCUUCUGCAUGAGCCGCGUUUGGAAUGAAGGCUUGGGUGCCCAGUGCAGCUUCCCUCGACGGCCAGGCGGGCUGCCUUCGCCAUCCCCAACGUGCAUGCGGUGCUUCGUCACCACAGCCAUCUUCAGCGUUCAACGGCUAGGUACACUCAUGUCAGUUGACAUCAGGAAUCGACCUCUGCCAAAUGCACAACCAGCAGCUGAAGAGCCAGGGCUAUUUGACUCACGGCCGAGUGGAUGGUCCCAUCCCACCGAAGAAGCAGAAUGAGUUUGACGCGGUGGCCGCGCGGAUUCCUGUGC
This is a messenger RNA of Durusdinium trenchii, 724 nucleotides long. NCBI's taxonomy places the organism in Eukaryota, Dinophyceae, Suessiales, Symbiodiniaceae. The record is from the annotation of a GenBank genome assembly.